Molecule: messenger RNA, 3822 nt
Organism: Labeo rohita (rohu)
Lineage: Eukaryota; Metazoa; Chordata; Actinopteri; Cypriniformes; Cyprinidae
Gene: cert1a
Product: ceramide transporter 1a
Exons: 18
Coding region: 369-2231 (620 amino acids)
Biological process (GO): ER to Golgi ceramide transport
Cellular component (GO): Golgi apparatus
Molecular function (GO): phosphatidylinositol-4-phosphate binding
Source: RefSeq, a predicted model, not a curated record
CUCGUAAAAAGUGUGUGCACAAGCGACUGCAAGCACACUAUGUCAAAACAACAGUGUAUUGUUGCUGUAGACGUGCAGUAUUGAUGUUUCACUACUGCAUGACUGGUCACGUGGGUUUCCUAGAGUACAGGGAUCAAAGACUUGAAGACACAAACUCGAUCGAUCCAUUGAAGUCGUCGCUGCGUGUCGUCAUUUGUUUGAUCAGAUGUUUGAUACUCGAGUAGGAUGGGCUUUCACACCUGGCACUGUUUACAUCAGAGCUUAAGAGACUUCGGAGCUAGUGUUGGUGUUUUGUCUGUUUAAAUUAUAACGUAAUAUAGUGCAAUUAGAAACAGAACGACCGCGGAGUUUUUUCGUCAUUUUUCCUGAUGUCGGACUGCAGCUCGUCGGGUACAGAUGAGGAUUUGGACCCGGAGUUGGAGCUGCUGGACGAGCUCGGCGGCAAGCUCAGUAAGUGGACAAACUACAUUCAUGGAUGGCAGGACCGCUGGAUAGUGCUGAAGGGCAAUAUUCUCAGUUACUACAGGUCAGCAGACGAGAAAGAGUACGGCUGUAGAGGGUCCAUCUGUCUCAGCAAGGCUGUUAUCACGCCUCAUGAGUUUGAUGAAUGCCGUUUUGACAUCAGUGUGAAUGACAGCAUCUGGUACCUGAGGGCUGAACAUCCUUUGCUCCGGCAGCAGUGGAUCGAUACCAUUGAACUCCACAAGGCUGAGUCAGGCUAUGGGUCUGAGAGCAGUUUACGCCGCCAUGGCUCCCUACUGUCCCUCACCUCUGCCGCCAGCGGCCUCUCAACCACCUCCGCAUCCUCCUUUAAGAAGGGAUACAGCCUGCGGGAAAAGUUAGCAGAGAUGGAGACCUUCCGGGACAUUCUCUGCAGACAGGUGGACACGCUGCAGAAGUAUUUUGACAACUGCGCAGAUACUGACAGUAAAGAUGAGCUACUGAGAGACAAAGUGUCUGAUGAGGAGGAAGAUUUUCCAACCUCACGGCCAGAAGGAGAUUAUCUGCUUAACAACAACAACAGCAGCAAAGAGAAAUUAUUUCCUGUAGACAACCUCAAAGGCCCUUUAGGCAUCGAUUUUAAAGGUGAAGCCAUCACGUUUAAAGCAACUACAGCAGGAAUCCUGUCCACACUGUCCCACUGCAUCGACAUUUUGGUCAAAAAAGAAGACAGCUGGCAAAGACGACUUGAUAAGGAAAUUGAAAGGAGAAAACGGGCUGAAGACGCCUACAAAGCUGCAUUGUCUGAGCUGAAGAAGAAGCCUCAUUAUGGAGGACCAGACUAUGAAGAAGGACCAAACAGUCUGAUCAAUGAAGAGGAGUUCUUUGAUGCUGUGGAAGCUGCGUUGGAUAAGCAUGACCAGAUCGAAGAGCAAUCCCAUGCAGAAAGGAGUAGGACAUCUCGACAGAUCUCCCUCACUCCAGACACCUAUUCCUCUAUCAGCACUCAUAAAUACUUGACUAAGCCUCACAGUCAUACUUCCUCCUUGUCCUCCAUUGACCUCAUAAGUGCCUCCGAUGACGUGCACAGGUUCAGUGCUCAGGUUGAGGAGAUGGUGCAGAGCCACAUGACUUACUCUUUACAGGAUGUGGGCGGAGAUGCUAACUGGCAGCUGGUUGUUGAAGAAGGGGAUAUGAAGGUGUACAGGAGAGAGGUGGAGGAGAACGGCAUCGUUCUGGAUCCUCUCAAAGCUACUCAUGCUGUCAGAGGGGUCACAGGUCACGAGGUCUGCCAGUACUUUUGGAACACAGAUUAUCGGAACGACUGGGAGACAACUGUUGAAAGCUUUCAAGUGGUUGAGUCACUCUCGGAUAAAGCGGUCAUCAUUCAUCAGACACAUAAGAGGGUGUGGCCUGCUACUCAGAGAGAUGUGCUUUAUGUAUCCGUUAUCCGUAAAAUUCUCUCCACCAAUGAAAAUGAUCCUGACACCUGGCUGGUGUGCAAUUUUUCAGUGGAUCAUGACAACUAUCCACCCUCUGCUAGAUGCAUUCGGGCCAAAAUCAAUGUAGCCAUGAUCUGUCAAACCUUAAUCAGCCCACCAGAGGGAGACAAAGAAAUCACCCGAGACAACAUCCUCUGUAAAAUCACAUAUGUAGCCAAUGUAAAUCCUGGCGGUUGGGCCCCUGCAUCAGUCUUGCGAGCCGUAGCCAAGAGAGAAUACCCCAAAUUCCUCAAACGCUUCACCUCGUAUGUUCAAGAGAAGACCAGUGGUGAGACUAUUCUCUUUUGAGCAACACCAGGUUGUUCAAUCUACAUUCCCAGUUUGCUUUCUGACUCAAAUGAAGAAACGCCUUAUUCACAAAGCUCUACCAUCACUCACGACAGAGAGCUGCUCUGCCCAAGUGCUCUUGACACUCUUCAGAAACCGUUUCAAACCGUUUUAUCCAUACAGACUGAACAACAGCGCUACGGCAACACCAAAAAUGGUGCAAAGUCUGUAAAAGCACCUUUGAAAAAUACAAACACACUAGAAUAACCUACACAGCCUGUUCAUCUUUAAAAGUCCUGCCUUACUUGUUUUUCCGUAAAUGAGCUGCGGCUCGUGUUUUGUCAAAGUGUUUUGUAAAUAUUUGAUCAUAGUCUGACUAUGGUCCUGAUGAGAGAGAGAUAUAUAUAUAUAUACUGUAAACUUGAUGCCUUGAUCUAAUCCCAGCAUCUUCUCAGCUGUGUGUGAGUUUUCUUACUGGCCUUGUCCAAUAGCCAUUUGUUUUAAGAAGACCCUUUCUAGCCCCGAUGAUCAAGAGGACGUCACACUUCAGUCUUAAGAUUUUUUGUACAGUUAGUAUAUAAAUGUAUAAGAUUAUUUACAAGCGAAGGCAUUAUACAUUUUGAUUAUUGUAAUUCAUAAAUGUGGCUUUAGGCAAAGUGUACAUUUAUUGGGAACUGCUUGUUUAAAACAAUAAUCAAAGUAGAGGGUAUUUCGGUAGGACUGUGAAAAGUUGAUCACGAUUGGCUUUCUGUUUCCUUUUAGUUUUUCUUGUUUUUAAGUUUGUUUGGCUUUUUUUCUUUCCAGAGGUUUCAAAAAUAAUAAUUUCUGCAGAGGUGGCACUUUAUUGCACACAUGCCUUUUUGAGACCCUAUAACAGCCGUUUCAACAAUUCAUUUCACUUCUUAAAGGUAUAGUUCACCCAGAAAUGAAAAUUCUGUCAUUAAUUACUCACCGUCACAUUGUUCCAAACCCGUAAGACCUUUAUGGAGGGUCAAAAAUAUUUUAUUUUGUGUUCCGAAGUUGAACGAAGAUCUUACAGGUUUGGAACGACAUGAGGGUGAGUAAUUAAUGACAGAAUUUUCAUUUUUGAGUGAAUUAUCCCUUUAAAAUAUUGGUUUCCGUCUGCACAAUUUAUGUAGAAUCACUGCAGUUGUGUCAUCUAUGCUUAUGAAAGAGAGAAUUGUAAUGGCAUUUCACAGUUCAAUGUCACUUUCUGUGGUCUAAUUCACUAAUACACAACCAUCACUAGUCUUAAAGGGAUAGUCAUGACUCUGUCAUGUAAAAUUGUGUUUUCACCCACAUGAAUGGCUGACUUUAUCUUGUGAAACACAAAAGAAAAAUUUUGAGAUGAUGUUUUCUGUACAGUGCACAUUAAUGUUAACCAAAUCUGGUCGGUUACCAACAUUCUUCAAAAUAAAUUUUGAAAGUCAUUCAGGUUUGGAACAACUUGAGUAACCGAUUUUUAACUUUGAGUGAACUAUCCCUUUAAGAAAAGGCUUGGAGGUUGAUUUCUUAGAUGAGAAAUGAACUACAUAUGUAAGACAACACCAUUAAUACAACUUCAGUUCAUGUUUUCUGUAACACUGUUUGCACUAAACAGAUUUUUUUUUUU